AUGAAUGAUGAUAUGUUUCUAACUGAAUGGUUAGAUCAUAAUUUAAAUGUUGUCGGUUUUAAAAAUAUUUGUUUAAUUAAUGUUGGUCAACCUAUUUCUGAAAAUAUCACCAAAAAUUAUAAAAAUAAAAUUGUCAUCAUUAAUUUUAAUACAACAAUUAAAAAGCAACAUUUUCAUUUAUGUUUGACAUGUUUUACUACAAUUCGUCCUAAUGAUUUAUUAAUGAUACAAGAUAUUGAUGAGUUUCUAAAUGUACGAAAUUCAAAUUAUUUACAGAAUAAUUAUGAUUUGUAUGAUCAAUUUCAUUUUAAUGAUCUAAGAUUUGGUUAUGUAUAUGAGAAAACAAAUGAUUUAAUAAAUAAAAAAUUAUUAGAAACAAAUGUUUAUCGAAGACCGCAUAAAGGGUUAGGUGAAUAUGAUGAUGGUGAUGUUCAACGACUUUUCAAUUGUUCUGUAGUUGGUGGUUGGACAUCGUGUGGUAACGGUAACGGUAAACAAAUGAUUAAAUAUGGUCUUAUUCAAGAAUUAACACCACAUUUUCAUAAAAGUAAAAAUAAUCGAAGUAAAAUAUUAUAUGUAGAUAUGAAACAAAUUCGUUUACAACACUAUUUUAUUCGAACUAAAGAAAAUGGUUUAAUAAAAGGUGGAAAAUGGAAUAAAUUAACUUUGGUAAACGGCGUUAUUGAACGAAAUAAUUAUUUUAAACUCAUCUAUGAUAAUUCAAUACUAACGUCGAAAAGAUUAAUUUGA
Messenger RNA from Didymodactylos carnosus, 750 nucleotides. The record is from the annotation of a GenBank genome assembly. Lineage: Eukaryota; Metazoa; Rotifera; Eurotatoria; Philodinida; Philodinidae.